AAAUCCAAGUCGAUUCUCUCGUGCUUCUCGUUCUUCUUUGCUUUGUUUUUUCUACGAUAACCAGCUUUUUCUGGGGGUAUCGACUUGAGCUGAGCUGGGGAUAUAACUCUAGUCGACUUACUAUGUCUCGUUCAAAAGCGGGUGCUAACAUUGCUCGUCUAAAUGACUUGACGCUCGGAGCGUUCUCGAGGGUGCAGCCCUCUGAAACGCUCGACCACCUCAUUAGAUACCUCAGCACUUGGAGCGGUAGCGACAAGCUCUUCAUGCUCAUUCAAUACGGAGUGAAAGUCCUCAUUCCUCUACUUCACUUACGUGCGAGGCUUCAGCACCGCGCGGGCUUUCGCAAGGACACUGUGAGUCAUGCAGCCCCGUCGCUCAACAAGAUUGCCAGCAUCAUCGGCGAUGCGAGGAUGCUCUGGAGGAUAUGGGGCCUCCUACCCAUUCUCCAAUGGCUCGUCGCUCUCGAGCGCUCCCCUUCACCCACCCGUCGUCUUCUCACGAUCGAACGCGCCCAAGGCUGGAGCAUGCUCUUCUACUACCCAAUGGAGCACUUGUACUACCUCCUCUCUCACGACGUCAUCCCUUCCUCUAUCCCCCUUCCUCUCCCUUUCCUACUCCACACUCGUACCCCAACGGACUAUAACCCCGCCUCGCCCACAUUCUCCCCAACACCAAAAGCCCUCUCCUUCAACCCCGACCCAAAUCCCGACCCGCCUCCUUCCUCGCUCCUCAAUCCACCAAAACCGCCGACUCUGAACCUCGACGCGAAUCAAUUGGGAUUGUGGUCCACGAGGUUUUGGGCUUUGUACGUUCUGUUGCAGUUGGCGCAUUUAAGAGAAGAUAGGGUGUUGUUGAAGAGGAGGGCGAAGGCUUUAAGUAAGGAAAAGGGUGUUUCUGUUGCGGGUGGGACUUUGAGCGAGGAGAGGAAGGAGCUCGGAAGGAGAUGGGAUGCGUGGUGGAAUGAGCUGGCAGUGAAUUUGGGGUAUUUACCGUUGACGGUGCAUUGGUCACUGGAGAAAGGUCUCUUCAAGAACGACAUCUGGGUCUCCCUUUUCGGUCUCUUCGCCGCCGUAGCAUCCUUCCGAAGCGGAUGGAAAGCUACUGCGCUUCCUCCGUCUGUGGCCCCUCCUCCGCCCUUCAACACGGAUGGAACGGAGGAACCGCCUUUGGUCGGGCCUGGUAGUGAACGAGCGCUUAAGGAUGGGAGCGUUGUUAAUGAAGAACUCUGGCAGCUUCGUCCUGGGACACACGAAACGCAAGCUUGAGGAAUACGCAAGAUACACGAGUCAGACACGCCUUCGUAUUGCACUUUGUACACCAUUUCUUGGGGUUUAUUUGUUCCGUUGGUUCUUUUGCUAACAGUGUAUAUAACUUAUUUGACAGUCAGUCCACAAUAUAUUCUUGGUAUGGCGAGAUACCCGA
Molecule: messenger RNA, 1422 nt
Organism: Stereum hirsutum FP-91666 SS1
Lineage: Eukaryota; Fungi; Basidiomycota; Agaricomycetes; Russulales; Stereaceae
Exons: 6
Coding region: 123-1265 (380 amino acids)
Biological process (GO): peroxisome fission
Cellular component (GO): peroxisomal membrane
Source: RefSeq, a predicted model, not a curated record